UGUUAUACUUCAACUCCAACGCUCGAGUGCUGUCACACGGUGUAGUUUCGGAUAGCAGGAGCACUGGAAUAGUCUUGGGAUUUAAACCGGCGUCUGCACUGGGACGGCUGAUUCAUUUAAACAAGCAUACCGGCUGCUGUUGCCACAUCUUAGUGGACUUUUUUUGUGGACAAAUCUGAACUACAUUAAAAUUUUCUCUAUACAUGCCAAAACUAGGCAACCUUGUGGAGGAUUCUGAGACAUUGUCGCGAAACUUUGAGGUUUUCGCCACAAUAAUUGGCUAUCGAAUGGACCAGCAUCCGAGCGCCCGGAGCUGCAGCAGUCGCGGAGCUGCGCCGUCCUGCGAGAGCGUCUCCGGCGAGCCCCCCAUGAAUUUGUACAUCCACUCCACCACCGGCACACGCUUCGAGCUCUCCCUUCCCGCAGAAGAGACCGUGGAAGGGCUAAAGCGAAGACUCUCUCAAAGACUGAAAGUACCCAAAGAAAGACUCGCUCUGCUACACAAAGAAACACGUCUGAGUUCAGGAAAACUUCAAGAUUUGGGAAUAACGGAUGGGAGCAAGUUAACGCUGGUUCCAACAGUUGAAGCAGGCCUAAUGUCUCAAGCAUCAAGACCUGAGCAGUCAGUAAUGCAGGCGCUGGAGAGCUUGACGGAAACACAGGUCAGUGACUUCCUGUCUGGCCGGUCUCCUUUAACCCUGGCUCUGCGAGUAGGCGAUCAUAUGAUGUUUGUCCAACUGCAGUUGGCAGCACAGCACUCGGGCGGCCCACAGUUACAGCAUCGGCAUCUCAUAUCACGUGGGAGUUCAGAGGGCACGACAGGACAGUCUCAUGCAGCUUCAGGCUCUGCUUCUGGGAUGGCAAGGGUUUCACACAACCCUCACCCACAUCACCCGCACCCACAUCCUCAUCAUCCAAACACAACGCUCCCAUCUAACCCAGCGGCCUUCCCACCUUCUCCCUCUAUCCCAUCCGUUCCUCCCAUGUACCCCACCUCAGCCUCAGGGCACUGUAGCCCACCACCGCACCCCUCUCAACUCCCUGGAAGUUUUCUUCACUCCCAACAGCCAUCUUCAGCCUGUCCCACCUCUCCGAGCAGCCCUAGCCCUGCAGCUACCUGUCCAGAGUUGACCACUGGCCCAUGUCUUGCACAAGCCAACUGCCCAGCAAAGACAUCUGGCAACUGUAACACUCCCUCGCGAUCCCGCAAACCAGGCGCUAUCAUUGAAAGUUUUGUCAAUCAUGCUCCUGGAGUCUUUUCUGGGACAUUUUCAGGCACUUUGCAUCCCAACUGUCAGGACAGCACCGGACGUCCUAGGCGAGACAUAGGCACCAUCCUUCAAAUCUUGAAUGACCUUUUAAGUGCCACCCGGCAUUACCAGGGCAUGCCACCGUCGCUCACGCAGCUCCGGUACCAGACCCAGUGCAACAGCCCCAGCUCGCCAACGCCGUCGCCACCGCCUUCACCUCCCCACAUCCCCGGACUAAGCGGCCUGCCUACCACAGUGCCCUCUGAGACCCAGCCCACCCUCCACCCACUGGUGCAGUGCCAGAGCCAGAUCCGCAUGUGCAAGCCUCCUGGUGACCGACUGCGUCAGACAGAGAACCGAGCCACGCGCUGCAAAGUGGAGCGUCUGCAGCUGCUCAUGCAGCAGAAGCGUCUGCGCAGGAAGGCCCGGCGAGACUCCCGCGCCCCGUACCACUGGCUCCCCAACCGCAAGGCUGGACGCAGCAACAGUAACAGCAGUAUGUCCAGCGAAGGCUCCCUGGACCUGGACUUUGAGGACUCUGUGUGGAAGCCCGAUGUCAAAGCUGAUAUGAAAUCAGAAUUCAUCAUGGCCUGAAGCAGCAACGGCUGCGCCAUCUUCAUCGAGGAAGACUGGGGUUUACACUUUAGAGAGGAGCAUUUCCGAAGACUGUGUCCGAAGACGCACAUUCAGAAUCUCGUAGGCUUCACUCCUCGUCUAUCCUGUGACCACAAAGACUUUACACAAAGGAAGAUUCACAGACUUUUACUUACCUUACGUCCUUGAUAGACUAUGAUCUUGGAAUAGACUCGAUUUUCAAAUGACGAUGUUUGGAUAUGGAUUGGACUGACAAAUAGACAGAUUUUGGACUCGGAAAGUCCAAGAAGUAAACACAAUGAGCAUAGCAGACGUCAUCGGUGUUGGGAUUUGUUUUUCUCUUUACUUUUUUUGUUUUUUUUCACCCCGGGGGAAGAUCCAUCCAGGCCAAAUACAGGCACGACGAACUAACAAAAAUCAGAUACUGAUCCUGCUUCCUCCUUUUUUCAUUACAAAUGGGCAUUCACAGUUCAAGAAUCAUCUUAUGGGGGUUAUCUUCUGUUUUUAAGUCCUGUUUUUCUUGAAUCAUGAUUUAUGAAACAAAAUAUGUAGCAUUACCCACAAAGCAUUCAGGUUUUUUAUCUUGUAGACGAGGAGGGUUCAUUUGCACACACACCUGUGAUUUGAAAUAGACAAUAUCAUAACAUAAACAAAAGAUGGCACAGUGCAUGUUUAGUAUAUAAAUAUAUUAAAAAAUACAAAAAACACUUUCUCAACAACAGCUCAGUGUAGAGUCAGAAGUUCAAGUAGGAAACUAAAACAUGAAACAAAAUGAAAAUAUGCCGACGUGAUUGAAGAAACAAGGCUUGUGAAGUCUGAAUAUAUAAAGAGCGACUUUUCCUUUUUUACCUCUGCGAAAACAAACAAACCAACCAAACGUAAAACAGCAAUUGCUCAGCAAGGCUCGAGUCAAGCUGUGAAAUGAAUCUGAUGUUAUAUAAUCGUUUAAAUACACACUGUAUCUCUCCUCUUACUGUCUAAAUGUGUAUAAUAGAGAGAGUGGUGGGGUGCCAGAGGAAUAGUUUACAAUUGUGCAUUAUAAUGGCUCUGCCAAAGUGGAAUCUCUCAUUUAUGCAUUCGACUUAACCGCCGUUCAAGGGUUUUAUCCCAGCAAACACUUACAGCUGUGGUACAAUUUUAACAAGACUACCGAUAUUUAUUUGUCCAGACUUAUUCCCACAUAAACAUUCACACCGGAGCAUACCCCCCCCCUCCCCCACUUUUACACUUUCGAUAGUGCCUCAUAUGUAGACGCAGUGACAUAUUCUAUCAGGCGUUCCACAGACAGGCGGUUCUGCUGCUAUAUGGGACUUCUCUUUGCAUGCAAAAGUGUGAAUUAUCCUGAUCCUUUUUAUAGAAAAUAAAAAUAAUAAUAACAACAAUACUGAGAAACUGGUGCUGAAAAGAUACACAAGCAUGAAUUUGUGAAAAUGAAAAUCAAAAAACAAUUGCUCCAGCUACUUGGGACUUUCAAAUUAGGAACGUGAUGUUACAUAUCAGUCGCAAACCAAAACGGGACUGGAAUUCUACUGUACAUGGAUCAUUCCUGGACUAAUUAAGGAACAAUGGAACAUUUUCUACUCCUAACAUCCAAGGGAUCCUCAGAGCAAACCCCGACACUCCCGUCGACCUUGUCCAGAUGCGGACUAACAGGGAUGUUAGCAACCAACGUUUGCCCCUAAUGACUACUUGGAAAUAAACGUGAAAAUGUCCUGAACCACAUCGAUGUUGCACUCACUGAGUUUGCAAUGAGAUUACCUACCUGAAGGGGAACAUUGUCUUUUCCUUUUUUUCUGUUCAAGUGGCCUUAACGUUCAUUAUCGAAACACUUGCAGAGUGGUGGACAACGUAGGGAUGUUUUUGUUGUAUUUGUCCUGUGUUUUUGUUAAAGCAUCAAUUUUUCCGGGGGCAAUUUUUGUGUUUAGGAGGUGGAGGCUCUAUUAUGUCAAGGCUUCAGUGCCUUAAAGUUUUGCCCCUUCGGUGUGUACGAAAAAAAAAAUCUGAACAAAUUAUUCGCAUUUAUGCAGGUUUUUAUCAAUUUAUAGGAGCUCUGGUAAAAUAUUGUCUGUUUUAUGGUUUGUUACAAGUCACUAACCUGGAGUUCAAACAGGUUCCGUCAGUGUGUUCCGUUGUUUGUUUGAUUACGUCCCUUGAACCCUGCUGUCCUACAAAGAAGCAACAAAUUUACAAAUUUAAUUGAAAAAAAAAGUUUCAACUGCAGUGCUAUAGCAACAAAGUGCCCUAACUCUCAAUUGAGAUGUCCUUUAAGGACAUGUUGACAACAUGCACUUCCCUUCUUCUCAGAUAAACGACUUCAAUGGACGAUUUCUCCCUCUCCCCCCCAAGAAAAUCAUUAUUUAAUUUUUAUAUAUGUAUGAAAUAUACUCUGUGUGUGCCUCACCUAUAUGUAAAACGGUUAAAAAAAAAAAAGUGAAAACUGAAAAAAAGCAUAGGAGAUGAUCUGAGUUUUAGGAUAGGGUAAUUGAAUGAGGGUGGAGGGAGGGAACGGGGGGCAUUUUCAAUAGUUUGUUGGAGUUCUGAUCACAUCAUUUAAGUUGCCUGUUCUUUCUUGUAGCCAAUGAAAACUGAUUACAAGAGUCGAGAAAAAAAAAAAACAAUUUA
Messenger RNA from Labeo rohita (rohu), 4466 nucleotides. RefSeq names its product midnolin (gene midn). Gene Ontology annotation, molecular function: protein binding. NCBI's taxonomy places the organism in Eukaryota, Metazoa, Chordata, Actinopteri, Cypriniformes, Cyprinidae. Gene Ontology annotation, cellular component: nucleus. The record is from RefSeq and is a predicted model, not a curated record. The transcript has 8 exons. The coding region runs from base 204 to 1844 and encodes 546 amino acids.